Homalodisca vitripennis (glassy-winged sharpshooter) is the source of this 3508-nucleotide messenger RNA. Its product is annotated as probable methyltransferase TARBP1. Gene Ontology annotation, biological process: tRNA methylation. Gene Ontology annotation, molecular function: RNA binding; tRNA (guanine) methyltransferase activity. The record is from RefSeq and is a predicted model, not a curated record. NCBI's taxonomy places the organism in Eukaryota, Metazoa, Arthropoda, Insecta, Hemiptera, Cicadellidae.
AUGAUUCUGGUGAUUUAUACUAGACUGCUAGCUCAUGAUUCUCUACAAGUGGCAAAACUUGGAAUGUUACAUUUCUUGAAGCUAAAUGUUUCUUUAUAUGUCAACUGUUCAUAUGUGUAUUUGGUAAACAUCUUGUUUCAAAGGCUCAAUGAUAUGUUAAUUUACUCCUGUCAAUCUAAUAACACUGAAUGGUCUGAUGUAGACAUUGCUCUAAGAAAGUGGUUUACUAACAUAAUUUUAAACUCCCAAAUUCAUGCAGAAUUCUUUUCUGUUGUUGUUGAAGCAAUGGCAAAUGUCAGUUGGUGUACUAUACCUCUAUUUCAUGUACUUUACAAUAUGUCUAUUACUCCAGAGGCUGAAAUAUUUGAUGAAUCAAAGAUGACAAUGUUUUGUGAAUUUUUGAAAGAAACUGUAAGAACCCAAAAUGUAUUUAUUAGGGGUGCAGUUCAGUGUGCCAUUCUGAAUUUACUAACAAUGCAUACAAAUAAGGAUAUAAAUCUGUUGAGCAUAGCGAGGGUUUUAUGUUCUUUGAAGAAAGAUGAAUGUCUCUGUCGAGGCUUACUUACUUGGGACAUAGCCAAACAGUGGAUACAAUCUUGUAAACUUCAAGAAGAGACAGACAUUGUCAGACUUUUGCUAACUACCAGUAAUAAUUUAUCAUUGAUAUCAAAAGCUCGAACUCUGGUUUUGUUUGUUGAUGCAAGAUUGAUUGAUGUAAAUUCUAAGUUUGAAGAAGUCAUGGAUGAAUAUUUUAAUGUUCUUAAGGACAGUUAUAAACGCCCCUAUGCUUCUGUUGAAGAGAGUGAUAGAUGCCUUGAGUUGAUUUUAUGCAUAUUGGAAGAGUCAACAGGUUUUUUGUCUGGACUGGACUUAAAAAAUGACAAGUUAAUUGGAAGUAUUUUACCUUACAUGAGUGAGAUAAUCCCAUACACAGAGAAAAGGCUUCUAGAUGGCAUCAGUUGUGUACACUUAAAAAGUGUUGAACUUUACGCAAAAGUCCUUUCUACCAUGUCAGAAAAUGAUUUGGUGUUGAUAACUGACAUUGAAAUAUUGAACGAGAGAGCUAUCGGUUCCUAUAACUGUACAAAUUGUAAUAUUGGUCAACGCUACUUAAGCCUAAAAAUUAAUCUAAUGUAUAUUACACUUAUUUCAAAGUCUAAAGAAAGUUGCAAGUUGAAUGAAAAUAUCAGAUCGCAUUACUUAUCGCUUAUUAAAGAUGUUCAUCUUCUUCUAAAGCAGCCGAAGGAUAUCUUAGAUAACAACACGACUAAAAACCAUGAAGAUUGGAGUAAACUUGUGUCUGGGUGCAUGCAUACCCUGUGGUGUAUUAUUCAACAGUGUAUUAGUGCAAGUAUUAUUUCUCUGCAAGAGAUAUUUAGUAUAAGUUCUCCAGAAGAAAUAAUUGACUUGGCUAUCGAGUCAGUUGAGGUUGGGCAGCGUAGCUCACUGGUGCCUAUUCUCACUGUACUUCAAAGUGUGCUUCCUCAUGCAUUAAGCAAUGUAGAGUUGGUUGAAAGAUUGAUUACAUUUACAUGGAAAUCAUGUUUUGAACUUAGGAAAGUUGCUGCGUUUUGGCCAUCUAUUAAUUCCUGGAUUAAAAUGUGUUUCAAUAGGCAGAUAAUAAUGGAGCAAGACAUACAAAAGAUCAUAACAAAUUUUUCAGAGGAAAUUAUGAGUCAAGGAGAAACUAUAAGUGGUCUCGCCAACUUACUUAUCUCCCACUUGAAGCAAGAGCUAAACAGUGUUAGAUGUGUGGAAAUUAUGUUACCAACACUGACUUCUGUUCUCUUUUUUGGACCCGUUCUUCGUCGAGACCAGAGGAUUGAAAAUGAUACCUGCACACUGAUUCGAAGUCUGGGUUCUGACUACGCAGUAAACGUUUUAAUUCCACAGGAUGAGUCAAGAAGUAGCCAGCAAGUACGGGCCAAUGCACUAGCAACCUUACUGGCUGUAGCAUCACAGGAGGGUGGUUUGGAGUUACUUGUGAAAACAGUACACAUUCUAAUUGCGAAGGAUGACCAAUUAACAGCUCGUCGUACAAGGUAUCAUGGAGAUUCUCUGCGCCAUCGAGUCAAACACCGGAUACUGCAGGCUCUGUUAGUACUGGAAACUGUGUUGGCGAACAGUUCUUCACCGCUCUCUAAGAGUUGUGUUGUGAUGCUGGUUAAGUGGACCAGUGCCAGACUGCAAGGAGAGAGCCAACAGCCCAGUGUACGAUAUCAGCUGGAGUGGCUACUGGUCCGCUCACUCCUCCACUCUCCUCAGUUACUCAGUGGCUUCUGGACCAUCUUCGGCCAGGCCAGUGAAGUAAGAACAGGCAGCAUCUGUUCAUUUAUCUCUGUAGCCUAUCACCUUGCUGUAACUCUGCAGGAUGAGUCGUUCAUUGACAGUUGUGUCACCGAGAUCCUGCCGUGGUGUAUGGCUCAGCACUUCAACGUACGACUGUACGCCCAGGUAGUUCUGCAAAAGUUGUGGCCUCUGAGCAGCAAAGUGGCCGACAAGUAUAGCGCAAUCCACAGGAGCCUGACGAAGAGUCUCAAUCAAGGAAAUGCAGUGCGCAAUGCAGAAAAACUAAAAACUGAUUUUUACUUUACUGCAUUUCACGCAAUCAAUCAUUUUUCCUUAGAGACAAUCUUCUGGAAGUUGCCUCGGCUGUCAAACAUAUCCAGAGAUGAGUGGAUCUCACUGUCCACUCUACAAGAGUGUUGUGGUAAUCUCGACCUGCAUUUUCCGCUAUGUAAUGGAGACAACUCGCUGAAGCAGUUCACUGCAGCCACGUGGGUGGUUAAGGCAACAGAACCAGAAGCUGGCGUGGAACUGGAAGCAAGUGGGAUGCAGAAAAAGUUUGUUCCCUGGAAAGGAAUGAGAGCGGAACUGGGAAUGCUGGGCGAUGCUGAUGCACAGUCCUCGUCGUCGCACACAGAUCUUGUUGUUGUGGCAUCACUGAUUGAUAAGGUGCCCAACCUGGGUGGCUUGGCACGAUCGUGCGAGAUAUUCGCAGCUCACAGUCUCGUUGUGGCCAGCCUGGAGCACACGCAGGAUAAACUCUUCUCCACUCUCAGCAUGAGUGCAGAAAAACACAUAAAUAUUGUCGAGGUAAAGCCCCACGACUUGGCUCAAUAUCUGAAAGAAAAGAAAAAGUCUGGGUAUACCCUGGUGGGUGCAGAACAAACUGCAUCCAGCGUGUCCUUGGAAUCUUUCAAGUUCCCCAGAAAGUGCCUUCUGUUACUUGGGAAUGAGAAGGAGGGUGUCCCGGUGACAUUGUUGCCUCUGCUGGACACCUGUGUGGAGGUGCCACAGCUGGGGCUUGUGCGUUCUCUCAACGUGCAUGUCACAGGCGCUCUCUUCAUAUGGGAGUACACCAAGCAGUACGUGGCCAACAGUGCGACUAAUGCCUUCCAGGACAGGCACUAACACAGUAUUUGGAAAAUAAGGUCGGGAUUAGAGUUUAAAAUGAUUUAUUCUAUAUUGCAUUUUAUAAUCUUACAAAACAAUUAUAUUUUUAUAA